ACAACAAGCGCAAGACUUCCCUUAUUUUAAACACUUAUACUAAUACUAGUAGCUACUUUUAACUUUUUUAACUAUCUAUCUAACAUGCUCUCCUCUCUUCCGCUGUGUUCAGACUGGAUGCUAAAUGCUAAUCAGUAACUUCGCUAGAGAGUAUUAUGUAACAUUAACGGACGACGGGGUGGGUUCUUAAGAUGAGCUACCCAGGAUACCCUCCUCAGUCUGGUGGAUACCCACCACAGGCAGGGGGCUACCCACCUCAACCAGGAGCAUAUCCACCCCAAGCAGGCGGCUACCCACCAGCAGCAGGCGGCUACCCCCCGGCAGCAGGAGGCUACCCUCCGGCAGCAGGAGGCUACCCCCCACAGGCAGGUGGAUACCCACCCCAAGCUGGCGGUUACCCUCCAGCAGCGGGCGGUUACCCUCCAGCAGCGGGGGGCUACCCUCCCCAGGCAGGUGGCUACCCUGCCCCAGCUGGAGGCUUCCCUCCACAGGCAGGAGGAGGAUACCCACAACAGCCUGGAGCAGGAGGUUAUCCUUCCAUGCCUCCGUCAGGUGGAGGCUGGGGUGCAGCACCAGGCGGAUAUGGCGCGCCAGGAGGAGCUCAGCAAGGAUACCCAGGAGGCCCUGCCCCAGGCCAACCCAUGCCAAAUUACCCUGGUGCCCCUGCAGCUAACCCCUCAAUGCCUGGAUAUGGAAGUGGAGUUCCCUCCAACCAUCAGGCACCUGCCAUUUCUAAAGGGUUCAGGGGCUCUAUUAAAGACUUUCCAGGGGCCGAUCCACUGAGAGAUGUUGAAGUUCUUCGAAAGGCUAUGAAGGGUUUCGGCACUGAUGAAAGUGCCAUUAUUGAACUUCUGGGAAGUCGUUCCAACAGGCAGAGGGUUCCAAUGGUGGCUGCCUACAAAACCACUUACGGAAAGGAUUUAUUCCAUGAUCUGAAGUCUGAGCUCACUGGAAACUUUGAGAAACUGGUUCUUGCCAUGCUAAUGACCCCUGCGCACUAUGACGCAGCUGAACUCAGAGAGGCUAUAAAGGGUGCAGGAACUGAUGAAGCUUGUCUGAUUGAGAUUCUUUCAUCACGCUCCAAUGCAGAGAUUCGUGAAAUCACCACAAUCUACAAAGCUCAGUAUGGGAAGAGCCUGGAGGACGCCAUCAGCAACGACACCUCCGGCCACUUCCGCCGACUCCUGGUCUCUCUCUGUCAGGGAAAUCGUGAUGAAAGGGAGACUGUUGACAUCUCUCUGGCCAAACAGGACGCUCAGAAACUGUAUGCUGCUGGAGAAAAUAAAGUGGGAACUGAUGAGUCUCAGUUUAAUGCCAUCCUGUGUGCUCGCAGCAAGCCUCACCUUCGGGCAGUCUUCCAGGAGUACCAGCAGAUGUGUGGGAGAGACAUUGAGAAGAGCAUCUGCAGGGAAAUGUCUGGCCAUGUGGAGGAUGGCAUGGUGGCUGUGGUGAAAUGCAUCAAGAACACCCCUGUCUACUUUGCAGAGAGGCUCCACAAGUCCAUGCAGGGCGCUGGGACCAUGGACAGAACCCUGAUCCGUAUCAUGGUGUCCCGCUCUGAGACUGAUAUGUUGGACAUCAGACAGGAGUAUUUGAAGAAGUACGGAAAAUCUCUGUACACUCACAUCUCGGGGGACACCUCUGGGGAUUACAAGAAGCUGCUGCUGAAGCUGUGCGGGGGUAGCGACUGAAAAGAGAAGACAACUUCUCCUAAGGGCAAUGUAUAUGUCCACACUGAAACAAUGUUGUAGAACCUUAUAUCACCUCUGAUGCAUGCAGUUAAUGUUAGUUUUCCUAUAACAACAGUAAAUCAAUGUUAGUUUUGUAUUCUCUCUGAUGACAUGAUAGUUUUGUUUUGCUACUGUAUGAUUGCCAAAUAGUAAAUAUAUAUAUAUAUAUAUAUAUAUAUAUAUAUAUAUAUUAUAUAUAUAUAUAUAUAUAUAUAUAUUAAUAUGAAGAUUUUUAAAGACACAGUAGAUAGCUUUAUCUUUAUUAGAUUAGAGGUGGAGGCCUAUAGCCAAAAGUGGGUGCCUGAAAAUUCAAUCCUUAAUUUAAAAAACAAAGUAUAUUAUAGAGCAGUCCAACAAACUGCUAAUUGUAAAGUCUGAUUCUUUCUGAAUUUAGAUGAAUAGAGUUUCACAAAAUAAGAAAAACUAAAACUGCAGAACAAGGAGACUGACUCAUUUAUCUAUAAAGUACACAUACAAGGAAUCAUUCAACACAGUACUUUAUAAAAUGUGUUAUUUCAGUGUUACUGUGGCAGAGUUUACCUCACUGCCAAGCAUUUCAACUAUGUUAAAAAAGCUGUGCGAGACUGUUAAGCAAGUUUAAGCAAUUUCAAUAUAACUGGAUCUUAUACAGCAUAGAUAUGAUCAUUUUAUGCUUGUUCAUCUGGUGUCAAUUAAAUUCCAGGUAAUUUUUCAAUGUAAAAAAAAUAAAUAAAAAAAAUAAAGAUCUGCUAAGGGGCAUUUCCUCCAUCUCCAUCUAAGUGUCUGUGCAAACUAACCCGAAUUUUUCCCUCUGCUUGAAAGUCUAUGCAAAUCAGCUCUUGGCAGUAUAUUCUUUAUAUCAGCUUCACAAAACUUGUCUGUUUUGCUCUUGAAAUGAAAUGUAAACCUUAUCAAUCACUAUUCAGCAUUUACAGACAGCGUUGCCUUUCCCUGAAUGUUGAAAAUGCCAAAGCCCAAAGACAGAUCAUAUUGUGCCUUUUGUCAGGGCUGCUUUGUUGUUCAGAGUUAGUCAGUGUUUCACUGUGCAAUUAUCUCACAAACAAUCUAUAAUAAUACUUGUAUUGGUGCAGAAAUGUAAUCCUCACAUUGUUUGGUUUUCAAUGUUUUGUUUACAUUUUCUUUCAUAGUGUCCUUAUACUGGUUUGUAUGUUGUACUGCCAGUAGAGGGCUCUUGGCUCACAUGAAGUGCCGUUUCUUAUGUCUGUGAUUGUUUUUUGCCUGCUUACUGGGAGUUUGGCAUAUUUAUUACUCUAACUCUACUUUGCAGUCAUCCUUAUAACAUGAUAAUGAUUGAAACUGAAUGGAUGCCUGUUUAGUUUUCUAACAUUUUGCCAUUUGAUAGUCUCAGUGUUUCCAGAGACUUUCAAACAACCACUUCUCAUUUCAAUAAAAAAAAAACAAAAAAACA
Seriola dumerili (greater amberjack) is the source of this 3138-nucleotide messenger RNA. It is a transcript of the gene anxa11b, whose product is annotated as annexin A4-like. Gene Ontology annotation, molecular function: calcium-dependent phospholipid binding; calcium ion binding. Bases 192 to 1691 code for a protein of 499 amino acids. The record is from RefSeq and is a predicted model, not a curated record. Gene Ontology annotation, cellular component: cytoplasm. Gene Ontology annotation, biological process: cytokinetic process; phagocytosis. The transcript has 15 exons. Lineage: Eukaryota; Metazoa; Chordata; Actinopteri; Carangiformes; Carangidae.